AUCAGGCCGGGGUCCCUCCUCCUCCUCCAGCUGCAGGGUGCGGGGAUGGGGUGCGCGGGGCGGGACACACCUCCUAGGCAUCCCCCCGCCCCAGGGGAGGGCGGGGGCGGCGCUGGCCCUUUAAGAGGCAGGGACAUUCCCGGCCCGCCGCGUCACGAGCAGCAGGUAGAGCCUCCCGCGAGCCGGCCCGGGACCCGGCCCGGCCAUGGGGAAGCUGCAGCUGUUCGAGAUCCGCCUGAGCGAGAGCCGCGUCGUCUACAGCCCCGGGGAGCCGCUGGCAGGCACCGUCACCGUGCGCCUCUCCGGGAGCCUGCCGUACCGCGCUAUCAAAGUGAGCUGCAUUGGAUCUUGCGGCGUGUCCAACAAGGUCAAUGACACUGCAUGGACAGUGGAGGAGCAGUACUUUAACAGCACACUCUCACUGGUGGAUAAAGGGGUUCUGACAGCUGGCGAACACACCUUUCCCUUUCAGUUCCUGGUGCCAGCAUCAGCCCCCACGUCAUUUGAAGGCCCUUUUGGGAAGGUGGUCCAUCAGGUCAAAGCUGUGAUCGAUACGCCCCGAUUCGCCAAGGACCACAAGUGCAACAAGGUCUUCUACAUUCUCUGCCCACUCAACCUGAAUGACAUCCCUGACAUUGAGCAACCCAACACCACGUCCAUCACCAAGAAGUUCAACUACAAGCUGGUGAAGAGUGGAAAUAUUGUCUUAACUGCCACCUCGGACCUCAAAGGGUAUAUCGUGGGGCAGGCGAUCCAGCUGCGCACCGACAUCGAGAACAAGUCUGGCCGGGACACUGGCACCGUGGUGGCUAGCCUCCUCCAGAAGGUCGCUUAUAAAUCCAAGCGCUGGAUUUAUGACUUGAGGACCAUUGCUCAGGUGGAGGGCUCGGGGGUGAAGGCCUGGAAGCACGCGGAAUGGAAGGAGCAGAUCCUUGUCCCUGCACUGCCACAGUCCAUGUUGCAAGGCUGCAGCCUCAUACAUAUCGACUACUAUAUCCAGGUUUCCCUGAAGUCGCCAGAGGCUUCAGUCACUCUUCCUAUUUACAUUGGCAACAUCGCUGUUAACAGGGUUCCUCUGACCCCGGCUAGGUCGAUCCAGCACAUUCCAUCCAUUGUGGUCCCGUCUGCCCCACCAGAAGAGGAGGAAGCUGCCAGUGGCUAUCACCCAAUGGACAAUGUUUCAAUCCCCACCAAGAGCCAUUCCCAACUUCAGACGUUCAGCUACGCUCCAGGACUGAGCUUCCAGGACCUAAGGCUGGACUCAGACCAGACUGCCUCCCCAAACCACCCCACACUUUGCUUGGCAACAGGAGCGACGGUCCCGUACUAUGCUGAAGGGACAGUGGUUCCAGUUCCCACCGCCAGCUCUCUCAUCUUGCCUCCGGAGUACAGCACGUGGGGUUACCCCAAUGAGGCACCCCCUUCCUAUGAACAAAGCUGCAGCAGCGCCAACUCCAGCCUCAGCAAUGGCAACUAGCCCUGUGCUUGGAACCUUGACGGUGCUGUCCCUGAGGCACCAUGGCUCCCCAUCUGCUGCCAAGUCCGGUACUGCACAAAGCAUCUCUUAUACUUGGGGCCACUGGCUACUCCUGGGCUGAGAUUUUUAGUCUCUUUUAUUUUAAAGAAAUAGAGCGGUGAGAAGCAGUGUGGGGCGUGGUGUAUGUGGGGUGGGGAAGGGAAUUGUUCAGCCUCUUCACACCUGCUCUCCUGGCGCAGAGCCGUUGCCUGCCCUCAGGACGCCUUGCACAAUGGUCUGUGUUCCCGUACUGUAAUCCAACACUUUAUUUAGCACCUGUGAUGCCUUAUUGAAAAUGCUACUGAAUUGUUGUCUCUCUACUGUCUGCAAUAGCGGGCUUGUGUGGAUUCUUUUGAUAUAUAUUUUUUGUGGUGGGUUUUUUGAGUGCUUUUUCUAAUCAGGACUGGGCUCAGCAGCCUCGGUCAUCCUUCCAUGUGGGCUUUUGGGUGUAGCUGACUUCUUCAAAGCCCUUCCUAUCUGCUCUGAACCCCCACUUUACACUAAAUCAAUGGGGCAAUGUCUGCCACCACAGGAGAUCUCCAGAAGGCACAGCCACAGCACAGAGGGGGUAAAAAGGGCCUAUGGGGCAGGCUCUCCGCAUUGCCAUGCUGCAAAGUGACUGGCCAGCUUCCAACAGGUGCGAGCGAAAACAUUGCCAGUACAUGAUGAGACAAGGGGGCCUCCUGUAGCCAUGACCUUGAUCUAGGCACUCAUCAGGAACCCUAGCAGGGUACAUAUUGGGGAUAGUCCCGGGUGGUGAGGAGGGGAAGGAGAGAAUGAUACACACUUAAUACCUUUCUAUGGCACUUUUUGAAGCCAGUCUUUAGAGGUCUCCUGCAGGAAUAGAAUUGUCUAUAAAAAUCUUAUAGGAUUUUCUGAGCAACACCUGCAGCACCCUAUUGGCUUCAUCCCUUUUAAACUCUUAGGACUUUGGUAUAAAGGGGAUAAACUCUGCCAUGCCAGUCAAAUCAGCUGCCAGAAACCUCCCAGGCACGCGGUCUGCAAAUGGCCAAUAGCUCCCGCUCUUUGUUCCCACUUUCCACUGCUCUCAGCCAGCUGGAAACUGACAAUCAAGCUUCAAACUUCCAUCUAAUACUACCUCUGAAUUCUCCCAAGGGGCUUCAUGGGGAACCCUACCCUUUGAAAUGACCCUAUAGCAGGAAAUGCUCUCCCCGCAACGAGCCUUGCUGUGCAUUGGAUGGGAGUGCCAGAAAGGCCCUUGGACUGUGGCCUACUCCUGCUUCUCACCACAUCAAAGCUAUCUGCAGCUCCACCCACAAGCUUGUGCUGUCCUGGGGAAAAGGCUGAUUUGCCACUAAAAUAAGGUUCCCUGGCUCGCAAGGAAAACUAGCUUUGCAAGCUGCAGUGCAAAACCAAACCAAAUGAGCAUGCUCCAGGGCAGAAGUUAGGGGCAUUUAGGGGCAACAUUUUCCCCUCCCCCCCCCCCCCCCAACAGUGGGCCUCUGACAGGGUGUUUUUUUGUUUUUUGUUUUUUGGUUGUUUUUUUUUUGAGGGUGCCCAUCUUGAUCUCGUACCAGUGUGAUGAUCAAAAUGCUGAUCAGCUGCAUUUGACAUUGCUGGGACCUGCAGCCACUUUUCACCCGUGAGCGCUAAACCCAAGAUAAGGGGUCUCAAGCUGCGCACCCCAUAGCAGAAGCCAGUUCUGAGAGCCGAAGCCUUUCUAUCACCCCUGCUUCCACCUGCCUCUACCUAACUCAGGGCUGGCUACUGGGGGGCAGCUCUCCCUUUUCUGUGCAAAUGUCAUUAAUUGUGUGGAACUGCUUUGGGGGAAGGGAGGAUGGGGGGAAAAUUCCCUAACAGCGCUGGCGCUCUCUGCACCGAUAGUUAUAAAAUGAUUGUCCAGGUCCAUAAAUAUAUGAAAUACACACUUGUUUUUAAUGACUGAAUUCAUAACAAAUAAAAUUUUAAUGCUGUAUUUAAUAAAUUAUUCUGAGAAAAA
This is a messenger RNA of Dermochelys coriacea (leatherback sea turtle), 3476 nucleotides long. It is a transcript of the gene ARRDC1, whose product is annotated as arrestin domain containing 1. Gene Ontology annotation, molecular function: ubiquitin-like ligase-substrate adaptor activity; ubiquitin protein ligase binding. The transcript has 9 exons. Lineage: Eukaryota; Metazoa; Chordata; Testudines; Dermochelyidae. Bases 206 to 1477 code for a protein of 423 amino acids. Gene Ontology annotation, biological process: protein transport. The record is from RefSeq and is a predicted model, not a curated record. Gene Ontology annotation, cellular component: cytoplasm.